UUCAUUGUAUUGUAUCUUUUUAGAACGCACUAUUUUACCCUUGACCGCCGUUUCCUUGGUAACCAUAUGGACACAAAACAAAUCCGUGUAUGGCACAAGAUAUUGUUACGUUAAUCCAAUAAUAAACAAUCUGUUGAAUGUAACAGAAUGAGAGCACAUCCAGCAUGGGUCGACAAGGUGCAAGACAAGUCAGAUCAAUGUAUAUAUGAUCUUUGCUUUAAUCCAGAUGGUACACAGUUAGUUGUUGCAUCUGGCAAUCAGGUGCUUGUAUAUGAGACCAAUGAUGGUGCUUUGAUUCAACCAUUGAAAGGUCAUAAAGAUACAGUGUAUUGUGUAUGUUAUGCUAAGGAUGGUAAAAAGUUUGCAUCAGGAAGUGCAGACAAGAGUGUUAUUAUCUGGACUUCAAAGCUAGAAGGAAUAUUAAAAUAUUCACACAAUGAGGCUGUACAGUCAAUGCAGUUUAAUCCUGUCUCACAUCAGCUGCUCAGCUGUUCUCUCUCAGACAUUGCCUUUUGGUCUGCGGAACAGAAAGCUGUGCAGAAGCUCAAAUCUGGAGGGAGAGUCAAUUGUUGUGCAUGGACAAAAGAUGGACAAUACUUAGCUCUUGGUCUUGCAACUGGACAUGUAUCCAUAAGAAACAAAAAUGGUGAAGAGAAAACAAAGAUCGAACGACAGCUUGGAGUACCAAUCUGGAGUUUGUCAUGGAAUCCUUUACGUGAUGACUCUACAGACAUCCUCUGCAUCGCCGAGUGGAAUGGAGUGAUCUCAUUUUACACUAUUGGUGGAGAAGCUGUUAGAAAAGAAAGAUCGCUCGGUUUCAUACCGUUAAAAAUCGUUCACUUCCCAGAAGGCCAAUAUCUUCUCGUUUGCGGCAGUAACAAACAAUGCUUGUUGAUGACGCAUGAUGGUAUACAACUGGUUACUGUAGGUUGUAGCUUCUCGUCGUGGGUGUGGAGCUGCGCUAUUCAUCCGACUGCUUCGCACGUUGCGCUCGGUUCUCAGGAUGGUACGAUAACAUAUUUGCAAUUGUCCUGGAACGUUGUGCAUGGCCUGUACGGGGACAGGUACGCCUAUAGAGAGAACAUGACCGACGUAAUCAUACAACAUUUAAUCACGAAUCAAAAAGUUCGAAUUAAAUGUAAAGAUCUGGUAUGUCGCAUCGCAGUUUACCGAAACCGACUAGCUGUGCAAUUACCGGAGCGUGUGAUCAUCUACGAACCAUCCGGUACGAGCGACGGAAUGCACUACAGGAUACGAGAAAAACUCAACCAAAUGUUGAACUGCAAUCUGUUGGUUGUUACAUCGAACAAUCUAAUUCUAUGCCUGGAAAGGCGACUGCAGAGUCUCUCAUUCACUGGGAUAAUAGAGAGAGAAUGGAUACUGGAUGGACUCAUCAUGUACAUCAAAGUGGCUGGCGGACCCGCCGGACAGGAAUGCCUGAUAACCGGCUUGAAGACUGGCCACGUGAUGAAAAUAUAUCUAGAUAAUCCAUUUCCCGCGCACGUGACGAAAAUCGAGGACUCCGUGCGAUGCCUGGACAUCAGCUCCUUGAAAGAAAAGAUGGCGGUGGUCAGCGAAGCUGGUAUUCUCUCCGUGUUCGACCUGUGCACAGGCGAAAAAUUGCAGGAAUUCCAGAAUGUCAAUAGCGUGGCGUUUAACAUCGCCUUCGAGGACAUCAUGUGCUUCGCGGGCAACAAUUACCUCGCGAUUAAAGUGGCGAAUUUCUCCGAGUACAGGCAGAAGUUCUCCGGCUUCGUGGUGGGCCACAACGGCUCGAAGUUGUAUUGCCUGAACGGCUCGUCCAUCGUCACGUUGGAAGUGCCGCUGUCGUUGUUCAUGUACCAAUAUCUGGACAUCGGUUUGUACAAUCACGCCUACGAUAUAGCGUGCUUAGGCGUGGCGGAAUCGGACUGGCUCGCUUUGGGAACAGCAUGUUUGGACAAUUUGGAAUUGAACAUCGCAUACUCGGCUUUCGCGCGAGUGAAGAAGCUGCGCUACAUAGAGAUCGUAUCGGAGGUGGAGGAGAAGCUGAAGUCAGGUGAAUGGGGACGAGAGGCUUGCAUGGCCACCGCCGCUGCCGCCAUGGGCAGACUUCGCGAUGCAGCGAAGCUCUACCAGAAAGCUGGCUUGCAGCAGUACGCUUUGGAUAUGUAUUCCGACUUGCGGAUGUUCGACAUUGCUCAGGAGUUUAUAGCAUCUGGCAAUACGCAGGAUCGCACAGUGUUGCUACGACGGCGGGCCGAGUGGGCGAAAAGCCUGGGCGAGCCGCGCGCUGCUGCCGAAAUGUUCCUCUCCGCAGGUGACAUCGACCGUGCCAUCAGCAUCAUCGCAGAAUACGGUUGGAUCGACAUGCUGAUCAAAGUGGGUAGACAAUUGGACAAGGCUGACCGCGACAACCUAUCAAUGAUUGCUAAGAAACUGAAGCAACUGGGCGCCUCGCAUGGCGCAGCUGAGAUCUUCAGUCGGCUCGGAGAUGAUCCCGACGUCGCCGACGUGCUCGUGGACGCGCAGGCGUGGCCUGAGGCUUUCGAACUUGCGGAGAGGAAUCCGAAGCUGAAAUCGCGAGUAUACGGACCAUACGCGCGAUGGUUAGCGGAGACUGGACGGUUCUCUGAAGCUCAAGAAGCGUUCCAAAUGGCCGGACAACCGGAGGAAUCCAUAAUGGUGCUCACAAUGCUGGCUAACAACGCUGUCGUGGAGAAAAGAUUCCGCGACGCCUCUUAUUUCUACUGGCUAUUGUCGCAGUUGAGUUUGAACUUAACGAAAAGCACAGACGAAAUCAAAACGAUGUUCCUCAACUACUCCGACAAAGCAGACAUCUAUUACGCAUAUCAUGAAGUACACAAAUAUUUGGAAGAACCCUUCACAUCGCUGAUGCCGGAGGCAUUAUUUAACAUCUCGAGAUACUUAUUGAUGAAGACGCAGAGCAUACGUCUGGAAGGUGUGUCAAAGCUGACGAUAAUGUAUAGUCUAGUGAAGCAAGCUCGAAUAUUGGGAGCAAAUAAGUUGAUGAUGCAGCUGCUGGAUCAGCUGCGCGCGAUGAGAAUCCCUGCGAAUCUCUUGGCGCAAGUAGAGACGUCCACGUUGGCCGCCAGGUCUUACUCGUAUCGCGAUCCGGAAGAAUUGCUGCCACUGUGCUACAAAUGUUCCACUUUCAAUCCGUUGUUGCCGACAAACAACGUCUCCGGUAGUAAUUGCACGCAGUGCGGCCUGAAGUUCCAACAUUCUUUCGUCAUGUUCGAAAUCCUGCCGCUGGUUGAAUUCGAACUGGAGGACAAUAUUACAGACGAGGAAGCAGAAAAACUGAUAGAGGAGCCGUUACCGUCUGCCGAUGAUACUGCAAUGACCGAUCAAUUCACCGUGACUUCUAACGAGGCCGACCUGUUCACUGUUCGCUUAAUGAGAUUCGAGGAGAAGGCCAACAACCCUACGAUAACCGUGGGCAGGAGAGUGUUGAAAAGUAUGGAUCCAUCCACUGUGAUAAUCAUCAAAUGGCCGAAGCCCUUCAAGACCAGAUACUUUCGAAAUCUCUUACCCGACCUUCAGGUCAGCCUGUGCAAGUGCUGCUUAAAGUUGUUUCACUCGGACGACUACGAAUUAGCAUUACUGCGACACGGACACUGUCCAUUUUGUCGAACGGCAAGCACUCCGGCAGGUUGAAGCAUCAUGCGGGGAGUUCAGGAGUUCAAAUUCCUUGUAGAUCACGUGUACUUAUAUCGAAUUGUUAUAAAUUCUAUCGCUGUGUCUCGAACCACUAUUAUGCUUUUGUACAGCAUUUUGUCGAGACGAUAAUAGAUUAAUUGCUUUUUCA
Harpegnathos saltator (Jerdon's jumping ant) is the source of this 3811-nucleotide messenger RNA. RefSeq names its product intraflagellar transport protein Oseg1 (gene Oseg1). Lineage: Eukaryota; Metazoa; Arthropoda; Insecta; Hymenoptera; Formicidae. The transcript is spliced from 16 exons. Gene Ontology annotation, molecular function: protein binding. The coding region runs from base 148 to 3660 and encodes 1170 amino acids. Gene Ontology annotation, cellular component: non-motile cilium; intraciliary transport particle A. Gene Ontology annotation, biological process: intraciliary retrograde transport; non-motile cilium assembly; protein localization to cilium. The record is from RefSeq and is a predicted model, not a curated record.